Somion occarium is the source of this 2317-nucleotide messenger RNA. Lineage: Eukaryota; Fungi; Basidiomycota; Agaricomycetes; Polyporales; Cerrenaceae. The record is from the annotation of a GenBank genome assembly.
AGGUUCUGGUUCGGGAAACUCUUAGAGUUUCUCACAUGCUCUACCGCGACGAUUCUAUAGAGAGUGUAAUUUGUGGGUCAAGCUGCCGCGGGGACAAUGUAAAGCAUAAGCACGUAAAGGCAAUUGUUGCGAUGCACUAUCGCAAUACAUCGAAAAGCCUUGUCACUGUUGUUAUGAAACACAAAGAGUCGAAGGUCUUCGUCAUUCGUCUUCAAUCCAUACGCGUUCGGCUCCCUGGUGUAAGUCCAGAUUUAGAUUGAAAGGCCACGGGAUACUGGGUCCGAAACCAGCUAAUGCUUGAUUCGAUGGCGAACGAUCAAUUCGGCAUUUGUAAAGUACAAUCCCAAACUUCGGCACCACUUUGCCUAUCUACGAUACUUAUGUUCGAAGGGCCAUCCUCGAGGAUCUUUUGUAAUGGGUGGCUCUCAUCAAUACAUGUGCAAAUCCGCGGGGCUCGCCAGCGCCUCAAGGCGGCCACACCAGACGUACUCUAACAGGACAUUGCUAGACAGAACAAUGUGCAUUGUGACCGGGUCAAGUAUUAUUUCCUGCGCCUCUCGUUGUCAGGACUAUACUCUUUCGUUUCCGGGCAACAAGGACGCUAUCGACGAAUCCACAUUGCGGAGAACAUGUGAAGGAAAGAACCCCCAAUUGUGUGGACAAACAAUGCAAUGCCCUCGAUCUCAAUCGAGUAUAUCUCUGUGUCUGGCAUGAGGCAGGUCUUUCAGCCUCAGAUUCCGUUGACGCCAUCUGGUCCCCUUAAAUAUGGUUCCUCGUACCUUUCGACGCUCUUCACCCUCACUUGGCCUUUCCACUCGUUUCCCUAUUAUUGUGUAUCGCUCCAGUAUCGUAUCGCUCCCUUUUAACUUUUACGCGCAUUUAUGGACGCCCCACCCUUCGCCUACGGCCAAGGCUAUCAUGGUCACUUGGCGCAGCCUCACGCAUAUGGUUGGCCUCGGAUGCUAACACGCAUUGACACGAGUCCUCAGAUCCCUACCGUCGUCUGUGACAACGGUACCUUUCCAUUAUCUGGUCUUACCACUCUGCAGGACCACACGGCCGGCACGUCUGGUCUUGAAGACUUUUUGCGCGACUGUCAACAUGUACCUCGAACUUCGCUCUCGGGCAAUAUCCCUGUAGAUGUUGAUACGUCCUUCCCGUUCCCGGCUCUCGUACCGCAAGUUCAAGACGUCUUUCAGAGCUCCAACACGUAUAGUUCUACUGCGGCUCGAGCCCGCGGCUCUUCCCCGUUCUCUCAAUCCUGCCACACUGUCUUGGCCAACGAUGAAACAGAAUUUGCGGAUUGGUAUGCAUAUCUGGAAACCGACCAGUCAUGUGCAACGCGUGCUGAGCCCCGGAUGUUGGCCGACUGGCACAUUCCAUGUAUCGCCACUACUAGUAAGGACAUGUCUGCACCUCCCCCAGGUCUCGAAAACGCCAUAGUGCCCGCCCGCACUCAACAGCAACUUAUCACGCACAACGUCAGCAACCUCUCGUCCGUGUCGCACAUGAUGCAACCACAUGUGAAUGCCGAAUCUCAAUCUCCUUUUCCGCUACCGCCUAUGCAGACUUUUUCUCAGAUCUCGUCACAUGCUCACUCAGUUACAAAUCCUUCCUUACAGACACCCAACUUUCAGUCUACUACUCCGUGGAAGGAUGAGCCUGCUGUCAGAUCGAACACCCCAUCUUCCACUUCACACCAGCCAGGACCCUCGACUGAACCUCAUGAAGAACAAAUUCACCAAGUUGUAUCCACUCGUCCUACCCAGCAGGCUGCUAAGACCGCUAGCCGACCAGGCAGGAAGAAGAAGAGACAACUCCUCCAACGACCCGAUCCAAAUGCCCUCCACCUCUACGAUCCUCUCGACCGCCGCACUUGGCACCUUCCAGAUGCCAGACUUGGCCAGUGUAAGAAGAUAUCGAAGGUCCUGACAAAGACUGGCAAGCGGAAGAGGACCAACGUAUUCAAACUGAACCCAAGGCUUGAUCCAUCAAAGCUGAUAUUUCCACAGGGUACUCCGCUCUACCGAUGCCAAUGGGGAGGCAACUGCACCUUGGAGCUACCACCCAUCCUGAUCCUCUGGACGAGGCACUUGAUUGAGCAUACCGGAAAAUCUACAGACACGAUCCAAUGUGAGUGGGGAGGUCAAUGCGGGGCCGCAGUUGCAAGUAUGCAUUCAAGACACGUCUUCACUCGCCACCUCUAUGAGGUGCCUGGGUUCAAAGACAAUGAGACGUGGUAUAUGAGCCACUUUCCUGAUGCUCUUUAGACCCUUUCUUUCUUUUCAAUCUUCGCAGGCAUGGACUGAUGGAUUUU